UUGGAAGCAGCCCGGCCAUCGAAACGGAAGAGGGUCCAAACGGACCCAAAUACCCUGUUUGUUUCAAUUGAACAGAUCCACAGGACCCAGAUUGAAGCCGGUCGCAUCGAGGAUACAAUGGCUGAAGAGAGCGGGUCCGAAAGUGGUGGUUCAGAGGCUUCUUGUAUUGUAGUGGGUUGA
Messenger RNA from Dichotomopilus funicola, 180 nucleotides. RefSeq lists its product as uncharacterized. The annotation marks the transcript as partial. NCBI's taxonomy places the organism in Eukaryota, Fungi, Ascomycota, Sordariomycetes, Sordariales, Chaetomiaceae. The record is from RefSeq and is a predicted model, not a curated record. The transcript has a single exon.